Molecule: messenger RNA, 671 nt
Organism: Poeciliopsis prolifica (blackstripe livebearer)
Lineage: Eukaryota; Metazoa; Chordata; Actinopteri; Cyprinodontiformes; Poeciliidae
Gene: nr2c2ap
Product: nuclear receptor 2C2-associated protein
Exons: 5
Coding region: 15-440 (141 amino acids)
Source: RefSeq, a predicted model, not a curated record
GGCAGAGUGAGAGCAUGGCUUCUCAGCUGAUCUGUCGCGAAACCCAAAGCAGGGUGAGUUCAGUGCUAAACAGAGACGUAAAGCAGUUUGGGAAAAAGUUCAUGUUCGACUGUAAUGAAGAAACCUGCUGGAACUCUGACCAGGGGGACUGUCAGUGGGUGCUGCUGGAGUUUCCCCAGUCGGUAAAAGUCUCGGAGGUGAAACUCCAGUUCCAGGGUGGCUUCUCGGCUAAAACAUGCAGAUUAGAAGGUUGCUGCAAAGACGGAGACUUCACAGGGUUGAGCCAGUUUUACCCAGAGGACAAUAACUCUCUUCAGAGCUUUCCCAUACAGGAGGCCCCCACCGUCGACAAAGUAAAAAUACUGUUUGAGAACAGCACUGACUUUUUUGGGAGAAUUGUUGUUUAUUCCUUGGACAUUUUGGGGCAAAAAACCUCAUGAGCAUUUUUUUUCAUGCUCUCAUGAGAGAGGAAAUAACCCACGGCCAAAGUACAGGGUGGUGUGGUGACACUUGGAAAACAUGUCAUCUGUAGUGCCACCUUGUGAACUGAUGCAAACGUGGCCUUUUUUGGUAUUGCUGCGUUCAGACGUCUGUGUGGAAGUUUCACUUCACGUCAGUAAAACAGGAAAAUGCAGACAUUGGUCACUUUGAUAGCCAUUUCGAUGUGAAAA